AUUAUUGUGUGCAUGGUUCCGUUAUGAAUAUCAUUCAGAAAAACGACCAGUUCUUCUGAAAAAUAAUUUUAAUAAUAUGCAGACAAUUAUUAUCCUGAUGAUUCUCUGAGCUCGAUUUAUGAAAAUCACUGAAGAGUCCUGCUCGCAGUUACAGUCCCACAAUUCCAAGCGACUCAAGAUGGCAUCUCGUAGCUCCAGCUUGUCGCGUUUCCCGGCUCUUCUCUUCUGUCAUCCAUCCAUGGAGAACCUCGCGUCAGCCAUCGCGAGGAAAUGCUCUCGGGAAUCGCUGUCACUAACUUGCUUCACGCCAAACCCGACGUCAUCGCAAACACUUGAUUCGCACCCCCUAAGUCAGGAAAACGUGACCCGAGUCCAGAUGCGUCUUCAGUCCGUCGAGUUUCACAAGAACGGUAUUCAAUGGGACAGCUUCAAAGAUGGCUGGCCCAACUUGUUCAUUGAGAAUGUCAAGCAGUGCGCAGGGAGAGAUGUGAUCUUUCUUGGAAGUUUCCACUCGCCUGAAGUAGUGUUUGAGCAACUAUCGAUCCUCUACAACAUGCCAAGGUAUCUUGCCAGGUCUUUUAAGUUCAUCUUACCCUAUUUUCCAACGGGAACAAUGGAACGCGUGGACACGGAGGGGCAGGUCGCAACAGCUAAGGUUCUUGCGAUGAUGCUGUCGUCUAUUCCCAGCACAGCCCGUGGCCCCGCCCAGAUUGUCAUGUUUGACAUUCAUGCGUUACAAGAACGGUUCUACUUCUCGGAUACUAUCAUUCCGAGGCUAGAGUCAGCUAUUCCGUUGCUGCAGCGUGAGAUGUUAAAACUUCCGGAUGACGUCAAGUUCAACAUCGCAAUCGCGUUUCCGGAUGACGGCGCCCACAAACGUUUCCACGGCAUGUUUGAUGAUUUCCCACAGAUCACGUGCAUCAAAGUCCGCAACGGCGAUAAAAGAGUUGUCACCAUCAAAGAAGGAGAAGCUAAGAAUCAUCAUGUGAUCAUCAUCGACGAUUUGGUGCAGACCGGAGGAACGCUGAUAAACUGUGCGAGGGUUUUGUUAGAGAGCGGGGCAGCCUCUGUCAGUGCUUACGUGACUCACGCCGUUUUCCCCCAGGACUCCUGGAAGGCAUUCACCACGGAAGAAGCUGCGAAAAGUGGCGUCAAAUUUGACCAUUUCUGGAUCACGGACUCGCUGCCGCACGCGAGCACGAUCGCUGAGCACGCUCCGUUCAAGCUGCUGUCCCUCUGUGAUGUCAUUUCAGAAUUGCUGCUUGGAUAUGACUUGGUACAGCACAUCUGAUUGGAUGGUGUGGGUAGACAGACUGGUACAGGCUUUGUGAUUGGAUGGUCUGAAAUGGUUCAACUGUAGUGAUUGGAUAAUUAUGUGAAUGGAAAGUUGGUACAACCAACAUGAUUGGAUUGUGCAAUAGUAUUUUGUACAACCGUUGUGAUUGGUGAAAUAAGACUGAGUACAACUAUUUUGAUUGGAUGAUAUGGACAGUUGAUACAACCAUUGUGAUUGGAUAUUAAAAUGGAGAGAUAGUACAACCAUUUUAAUUGGAUUAUAGAGUUUGGUACAACCAAUGUGAUCAGAUCACAUGAAAGUAUGGCUUAAUAGUACAACCAUUCUGAUUGGUCUUUAGUCUAUGUGAUUGGACAAUAUGAUUAAAGGGUACUGUACAGCCUUUUAUGACUGGAGGAUAUAAGAAUUAAGCUUAUCUAAGCUGUCUUUUUCUGAAAUUUUAUUUUAAUUCAAAAAGUGAAAAUUGAAAACUCAGGAGAAUUCCCAAUUUGUCACAAUUCUUCAACUGACUUCUCAGCUAAUUGUGAUAAAUUGAUUGUCAGUGCAAAUAUUUCAUUUUAAGCAAGAUAGAUGUAAAUUUAAGUGGUACAACAAUCUUGUGUAAUCAUAUUGUGUAUGCAGUAAAUGUGCUCAGUUUAAAAUGAACGUCUGUAGAAAUUUCAUUCAGUACAUGUAGUAGCAAUAUUUUAAACAAUGCAUGUUAAUGUUAAAACAGAUCAUAAGUCAUGUCAGUAGGUAAUGUGUUGAUGGUGGUUUUUUUUUAAUGACUAGCCCAGUAUCGUUUGUAAAUUUCGGCUCUAAUUUUAAUUUUAUUCAGAUAAUGAUGCCUUCUUUUACCGGUCUUGGACUACUUAAAGGCUUUGCCUUACUCUGAAGAAAUUUUUUAAAAAGGCCCAAUUGACAUUUGAUGUCAUAUAUCACCAUGUUGUCUCUGUUGGGUGUCUUUUGAGCUGAAAUACAUGUAGCCUAUAGGCUUGCUCAACUCCUUUUCAA
Messenger RNA from Patiria miniata (bat star), 2287 nucleotides. RefSeq names its product ribose-phosphate pyrophosphokinase 4-like. The record is from RefSeq and is a predicted model, not a curated record. Gene Ontology annotation, molecular function: magnesium ion binding; ribose phosphate diphosphokinase activity. Bases 119 to 1291 code for a protein of 390 amino acids. The transcript has 9 exons. Gene Ontology annotation, biological process: purine nucleotide biosynthetic process; 5-phosphoribose 1-diphosphate biosynthetic process. Lineage: Eukaryota; Metazoa; Echinodermata; Asteroidea; Valvatida; Asterinidae. Gene Ontology annotation, cellular component: ribose phosphate diphosphokinase complex; cytoplasm.